AUGUCGGAUCCCAGCGAGCAGCCUUCGGAGUCCAUGCCUGGCCAGGACAACGGUUUGAAGCCAUUGUCAAACGCCACGGAUCUGUCGCUCGGCAACCCUAGCAACAGCGAGCUUUCCCGGAUUAUGAGCCGUGCGGGUAUUGCCCUAGCCAAUGGGUUCCCGCUGGACGAGGACGACGACGAGGAGGAAGUGGAGGGGGAUUACGUCGCAGUGGACCAGGAGGAGGACUCCAAUGAAUACCCAUACUGGUUCCGCCGGCCCCCAACACACCAUCGUACAAAGCUCGAUGAGCUGCACCCGUUCGUUCAGCUUCUUUCUACCUCUAACGUGGAGGACUGUAUCACUGUGGAGAAUGCUUUCCCAGAGGCAGAGCGUUGCUCGCGUGACAAGUUUAUCUACCGCCUCACGAGAUGUCCCGAACUGAGCCUGGGCCUUUUCACGUUACCGCUCUAUGGUGAUCAGCCUAAGCCUCGGGCGACUCUUGUUGGACACAUCAUCGCUACUCGUACCUCGGAGCCGAGCGUGACGGAUCGAUCCAUGCGCCUACCCAGCGACUGGAAGAGUGAGCGCUGGACAUUUGAAUGUGGUCAAGCUGUUGGCCAUGAAGAGGGCGGUCGCACUAUUGCUAUCCACUCGUUGGCUGUGCUGCCCGAGCACCAGGGCAAGCAGGUCGGUAGCACCUUGAUGAAGUCGUACAUCCACCGGAUCCGGGAGGCCCAGAUUGCCGAUCGGAUCGCAAUCAUCGCCCAUGACCACUUGGUUCCAUUCUACGAGUCAUUUGGCUUCGAAAGCCACGGCCCCAGCAAGUGCCAGUUCGGCGGUGGUGGAUGGGUGGAUCUGGUCUUGGAGCUUGGCAAUGAGUCUAGCUAA
Molecule: messenger RNA, 870 nt
Organism: Penicillium longicatenatum
Lineage: Eukaryota; Fungi; Ascomycota; Eurotiomycetes; Eurotiales; Aspergillaceae
Product: polyamine acetyltransferase
Exons: 3
Coding region: 1-870 (289 amino acids)
Cellular component (GO): cytoplasm
Molecular function (GO): aralkylamine N-acetyltransferase activity
Source: RefSeq, a predicted model, not a curated record